AUUGUAUUUAUUUGAUUCGCCUGAAGUUGAUCUUUGGUACUUGGUGCUAUAGCGGCUUCGACUACCCUCUCUGUUACAUUCACUACAGCCUUGGAAAACUAGCUUGUUGUUGUUGUUGUGAUAAUUUUUAUUUAAACCUGAAUGAUUACAACUCGCAGGUGGUUUACACAACUUCUUAGGAGACCAAAGAACCAUAAAAGUCGAUGAUUUUACCUAAAAGUUAGUCGAGUUCCAGUCUAGUCCAUGAAAUGUGUAUGAAAUGAAGUUAUAAGAUAUUUUCUACCGUUCCAAGAUACUUUUUUUUCUGCUGGUUUUGUUGAUGUUUUCCAGUCUUCUUUCAUCUAGUAAAAAUUCAAAAGUGUUACUUGUGCGCUCUUCUCGAGGUUAAGUGGAGGAGUAUUGGGUUUUGUGUGAAUAUUUGCUGUCCAUAGUUCAGAAGUGCUUUUUGCCGCAUCAGCUGGGCAAGUGUAUGGAGGAGAAUUACGAUACUGGAAAAGCUAAGCGCAAUCGUGGGAAAAUUGCUGUCGUUUCGUCAUACGAGACAAUAAAUGUCUCUAGGUCAAAAUGGACAUAAACGACUAUCGUUCGGAUAAAAAAAACGUGCAUCUAGUAAUCAAGAGCAUGGAAUUGCUUUAGGUCGAUAUAUAGUUUCGCGGGAAAAUUUUAUUAAGUUUUUGUUUUAGAAAAAAAAAAAAUGCGUUGUGUUUGAUAUUGCCGAGUGUUAUUAUGUAGAGAGUUGCCGAAGAGUACACCAUUCUCUGUCGUUACUAUAUCAGGAUUCAAGGAUUGCAUGCAAUAAACCUAAUGAAUGACCAUUUUCCUUGACAUUAUAUUUACAGUGCGCUGUGAUGAAGCAAAUGAAAUUGAUACAAAUUAAUACCGUAUUAUUUGAGAUAAAUACAUGCAAGAUAUUUACGAUUGAUGAAGUAUGAUCCCAACUAUAAAAAAUCGAAAAGAAUACAUAUAUUUUCGAAUAAAUAAUCACAAAAUAACAGUUUAUUUCUUGAGAAAAGAAUUCUCACUAUGGAAGAUCAACAACAGGAUACAUUGAACACCAAUCACCAGCAGGAAGAAAUUAAGGAAAAACAUGACAUUCUACUAAAUACAUUUUUAAUUAGUAAUAAAAAAUUUCGAGUUCUCCUCCAUCAUGGAAGUCUGGUAUGGGAGAAAGAGAAUUCAAAAAAUGGAAAAACGACAGUGCCUUUGAUUGACAUUUUGGCCGUGCGAUUGGCUAGUAGCAGUAAUAGAAAUAAAUCUAAUAAUAUUAGUAGUAGUAGAAUAAGUAUUAAUCCAUCAGUAUCGUCAUUGCCGACAUCUGCAGUGCCAUCGACAUCAUCUGAUACAUUUGAUUCGAGUAAAAACUAUCUUUAUAUUUACUAUGCUAAACGUGAUAGUAAUUGUCAACGAGAUCAUAAUCGUUGGCGUAAACAUACUUUGAAAUUAUACAACACAGAUUACCGAAUCAUACAAACUUGGCACAACACACUUGCUGAUUGGCUUGAUCAACAGAAGCGUCCUAAAAAUAUUUUGAUGUUUGUAAACCCAUAUGGCGGGAAGCGUCAAGCAUUGAAAAUUUUUGAGAAGUACUCAAAACCGCUUUUUCAAUUAGCUGGUGUUGAAAUAAGCUGUUUAAUUUCACAACGAGGAAAUCAAAUUCAUGAUAUUUUACAAAAUAACCCGGCAUUAUAUCAGUACGAUGCAAUUUGUUGUGUGGGAGGUGAUGGUACAUUUGCUGAGGUUUUUAAUGGAUUAAUGCAAAGAACGCUGAGAGAUUUAAGUUUGGACCCACAGCGGCCAACAUAUUUGCCAAAAUUACGAAUACCUAUCGGUGUGAUUCCGGCUGGAAGUACAGAUACUGUAGCUUACUGUUUGCAUGGAACCACUGAUGUUAAGACUGCAGUUAUUCAUAUCAUACUGGGACAGAAACGGGGGUUGGAUUUGUCAAGUGUUUGCAACCAUAUUGGGUUGAUUCGGUUAUAUGCAAGCUUAAUUUGCUAUGGCUAUUUAGGAGAUAUUGCAUUGGAUAGUGAACAGUAUCGUUGGAUGGGACCACAUCGUUAUGAUUAUUCCGGUUUUAAAAAAUUCAUUGCCAAUCGUGGAUAUGAAAUUGAACUAGCUUUUCCGGAAUCGGAAAGUACUAAAACUCAAGUUGACAACCUUAAAACAAAUUCCACAUGUAACAUUGGUUGUGACCGAUGUCUCAAUCAAAGUGAACCGGAUAAAUGUGAACAAAGUCACAUUAUUGACUAUUCGAUUUUAUCGUCAAAUUUGUCGUCAGCAGUUACCCCAGGAACACUAGAAUCUGGAACAAAAGACCACCAAAAUUGGAAGACAGUUCGUGGAAAGUAUUUUAUGGUGGCUGGAGCAAACAUCUCGUGCGCAUCGUCACGCUCACCGAAUGGCCUGGCACCAUUUUGCCAUUUAGGCGAUGGACAUAUAGAAAUUAUCGUGAUACGGCACACUUCCAUGUUCAACUUACUACGAUUGCUGAUUCGUCUGAAUCGAGAAAAUCCACAACUUGAUAUGCUUCCCUUUGUGGAAAUCUAUCGGGCGAAAAAAUUUCUGGUUCGAUCAAAUAAAACAGCAAACAAUUCUGCCUCUUCAUCUGACCUAACUAUGGGUGGAUCUCGUCAACCAAUAAGUAGUAGUCUGAGCAAGGGUGCUGAAAGGACAAGUCAGUGGAACUGCGACGGAGAACUGGUUUUCGAUACUGAUGUCUUAAUAAGCUCACAUCGUCAAUUGGUGGAUGUCUUUAUGCGAGGGUCAUACCCUCCAUCGGAAGAGAAAAAAUCUUCUUGCUGCGGGCUUUGUGGUGUUUAAGAGCUAUGAACAACAAUCUAUGAUUAAACAACCCCAAAAGAUCGGAGUUCGUUGAUUUCCUUUCUUUUGUUGUCGUUUUUCGAGUAGUACCAAUACUAAUUGUGCUCAAUUUAAGGAUUACGUUUUCUACAUGUUUGGGAUUUCACUUCAUUCAUUCUUUUAUUAAAUAACAAUACGAAUAAAUCUUGCCUAAAGAAAACAACUUUGAUAUGAUGAUGUGCACUAUUAGUAUCUUAUCGUAAGAAAAAUAAAUUAAUUCAGGGGUUGAUUGCUUAGAAUAAAAGGAGUUUUAGCUAUGUACUUUGUAAUACUUACCAAGUUUCUUUCUGUUUAAAAUAUGUUUACUUUAAGUUUUAAUAUAAUUAGGAAAUAGGCAUACACGAGCGGAACCAAUCAACUGUGAGAAAGAGAUUCAAUCGAAUCAAUUCCAAAUACCUGUAAAUUGAUAAAGGAGUAGGAGUAGAGUUUGCGAGAGGAAGACUUUUUUUUUGCAUCUACAAGGCGAUAUGGUUUUUCGUUUUUAGUAAAUAUCGGUUCAACUUUUUUCUAUCGCAAUAAAUAUUAUUGUUAGUUUCCGUUUUUAAAAGUUUUUAAGGGGAGGUAGGCUGUGAGUGCUAUGCAAUUCUGUAUUGUCGAGUUAGCUAUAAUAUCUUGCUCGAGCGGUGAUAAUUAAUUGUUGUAGACUAUUUUCUAUUGUAAUGAAAGGGAGGCAAAAAUUGUUGAAAAUAAUAUAUUUCAAAAAUAAAAUUCCAAAAAAGACAAACGCAAA
Molecule: messenger RNA, 3589 nt
Organism: Hermetia illucens (black soldier fly)
Lineage: Eukaryota; Metazoa; Arthropoda; Insecta; Diptera; Stratiomyidae
Product: ceramide kinase
Exons: 6
Coding region: 1024-2820 (598 amino acids)
Molecular function (GO): kinase activity
Source: RefSeq, a predicted model, not a curated record